AUGGCGGGAUCGACGAAGCCCCUCCCUGUCCCCGCUGCCGCAAGUGGGGACCCGGCGGCUGACGAGGAGAACCAGGUGCACGAGGUGUACGAGGCGAUCGCGCCGCAUUUUGCGCGAACGCGGUUUAAGCAGCCCUGGCCCCUGAUCGAGCGCUUCCUCUCCACCCUUCCGCCCAACUCACUGGGGCUAGAUGCCGGCGCCGGUAACGGCAAAUACCUGCCAGCAGCCCAGGCAGCGGGCCACUACGCAAUUGCGAUGGACCGGUCCGGCGGACUCCUCUCGAUCGCGCGCGGCCAGCUCGAGGGCGGAGCAGAGUGUAUCCUCGGCGACCUGUGCCAGGACCCAUGGCGUCCGAACACGUUCGACUUUGCAAUCUCUGUCGCUGCGAUUCACCACCUGAGCACGCCGGAGCGGAGAGCGGACGCGGUGCAGACAUUGAUUCGGCCGCUGCGCAACGGGGGACGGUUCUUCAUCUACGUCUGGGCGUAUGAGCAGGGCCCCAACUCGCGGAGAAAGAUGGGAUCUCUCGCGGACCAGAAGGAGGGUAUGGAGGGCGGAGAGAGGGUGCAGGAUGUGCUCGUUCCGUGGGUGUUGAGCUCGGAGCCGGGGAAGAAGAAGGACAAGGCGCCGAAGGUGAAGGGAAGGCGGAAGCAGGGAGAGGAAGGUGCCGAGCCGGAGCCGGCGCCGGAAACGUCGAAUGAGGGGCCCAAGGAGGAGGAGGAGGAGGAGCCCAAGGUGUUCCACAGGUACUAUCAUCUGUUUGUUGAGGGAGAGCUCGAGGACCUUGUGCGCACCGCUGCGAAGCAGGACGGUUAUGCUGUGCUCGGCAAGGAAGAGUCGAAGCCAGAGGCUGGGAAGUACCUCCGCGUUGUAGACGUCGGAUGGGAGGCGGACAACUGGUGGAUUGAGGGUGAGGUCGGCUCAGCGUAG
Molecule: messenger RNA, 930 nt
Organism: Trichosporon asahii var. asahii CBS 2479
Lineage: Eukaryota; Fungi; Basidiomycota; Tremellomycetes; Trichosporonales; Trichosporonaceae
Exons: 2
Coding region: 1-930 (309 amino acids)
Biological process (GO): tRNA wobble uridine modification
Cellular component (GO): nucleus; cytoplasm
Molecular function (GO): tRNA binding; S-adenosylmethionine-dependent methyltransferase activity
Source: RefSeq, a predicted model, not a curated record